GCACUUCAAUCUUUCUAUUUCAGUUAGCAGGUUCCACUGCUCCACCCUGAAGGCAACGAAUUACGGCUCGCAAUUGAAGUGUUCGAUCCGGGCGUGCCCAUACACCUAAUCAAUUUGCCUAUGGGCUGCAUUUUGGGGUUUUAGCAUCACGUUUCUCGCACCAGAGUGGAUUUGAACUACGAGUGUGGGAUUGGAGGCAAAAAUGAGAGUGAUUCAGAAAUUUUUCAUUGCAUCACUGUUCAUGUGGGCAAUCCCUAUUGCAAUAUUAUAUGCUUUUAACCAUAAUAUGCUUCCUGGAACAUCCAAUUUAUCCCCUUACUCUGUGACACUAGUGAGUGGAUUUCUUGCCGUCAUAUCCGUUAAUGUAGUCAUAGCAUUUUACAUAUAUUUGGCAAUGAGAGAACCAGCAGCAGAUAAACAUGAGCCUGAUCCUAAGUUUCUUGCUGAGGCCAAAGCUAGUAUGAAUCAGUCUACUGGAGAUGCUCAGCAAUCUUCCCAGCCUCUCAAGAAACAACAGUAGAUGUUGUUCCAAGACCAUUUUGUUGUACUCACAAGGUGUUCUUAUCUUGGGAUGGAGAGGGAAGAACGGGGAUGAAGGGAGAAGGUCCUGAAUUGUGUUCCAAUGAUGCUUCUGUUAUGAAGUUUGCACAUUUAUGUUUCCAUGUGUUACUUUCAUGGCAUUUUUUUAUAUAUAUAUACGUACAAAAUUACUUUCAGUUCAGAAUAUGUUAUAGACUUUUUCUUC
This is a messenger RNA of Abrus precatorius (Indian licorice), 745 nucleotides long. RefSeq lists its product as uncharacterized. Gene Ontology annotation, cellular component: endoplasmic reticulum membrane. Gene Ontology annotation, biological process: vacuolar proton-transporting V-type ATPase complex assembly. The transcript has 3 exons. Bases 203 to 520 code for a protein of 105 amino acids. The record is from RefSeq and is a predicted model, not a curated record. NCBI's taxonomy places the organism in Eukaryota, Viridiplantae, Streptophyta, Magnoliopsida, Fabales, Fabaceae.